CAUCGCGGUCGCCAUGGCGCUGUGCGGCCGCUCCGCGCUCCUCCCGCCGCCCCCGCGACACCGGCCCCGGCCCCGAGCCCCGGGGCCCUUCGUCAGCUGCAGCCGCCUCCGAAAUAUUCAGACUAUUCUGACACAGAGCAGCAAAUCUCAGCCUGAUGGAAUCCUCUGCAUUUUAGGGAUAGACAGUCGAUACAAUGAAGGGUGCAGAGAGCUGGCAAAUUAUCUGCUCUUUGGUUUGUACAACCAGAACAACAAUGACUUUGAAAGGACAGGUUUUCCUGAGGAAGUUCUGGAUGAUAUAAUCAUAUUAAUAAAACCUGACAGUGUUCAUCUGUACUGCAACCCUGUGAAUUACAAUCAUCUUUUACCCUAUGUGGCACACUGGAGGAACUUGCAUUUCCACUGUCUGACUGAAAAUGAGUAUGAGGAUGAAGAAGCUGCCGAGGAAUUCAAGAUUUCCAGCUUUGUGGACAUGGUCAGGGAUUGCAGCCGCAUUGGGAUCCCCUACAGCUGCCAAGGCCACCUGCAGAUAUUUGACAUGUUCAUCGUGGAGAAGUGGCCGAUCGUGCAGGCCUUCGCGCUCGAGGGGAUCGGGGGCGACGGCUUCUUCACCAUGAAAUAUGAAUUAAUGGAUGUCAGUGCUGAUUUAUGGAAAACCUACAGCAAAAUGGAUCCUGUGUCCCUGGAGGAUUUGCUUUUUGAGGAUCUAAAGAUUUUUGAACACCAAUGGACCACCUUUUUUGCUAAUUUUGACACUGAAAUUCCCUUCAUUCUGGAACUCUCAGAAUCUCAGGCUGGGGAGCCUUUCAGAAGUUAUUUCAGCCAUGGCAUGAUCUCAAGCCAUAUAACAGAUAACAGCCCGAGCAGGCAGCCCUUUGUCCUGUUUGGCAGCCACUCCACAAAGGAAAACUUGAACACUGGGAACUUUAAUUUUCCUUCUGAAGGGCAUCUGGUCCGAAACACUGGCCCUGGUGGAAGCACUGCCAAGCACAUGGUAGUGCAGUGUGUGUCUCCAAAGGGACCUCUGGCUUGUUCAAGGACCUAUUUUUUUGGAGCCACUCACAUUCCUUUCCUGGGAAAUGACAAUGAGAUCCACAAGCAAGCUGAGCAAGUUACGCUGUUGUCGCAAAUAUAUUCUGCUGUUGUAGAGGCUGUGCUUGCUGGCAUUGAGUGCUAUGCUAAAACUUCCACUGAAUCCAAGGCAAAGGAGGUGGCAGAGCAGGUGCUGCUGUCUGUGUUAGACACCCUUGGCUUAGCACAGCUGAAAUCUGCUUUACGCUCCAAAAUUGCUUUUCAAAUCCAGGCUGUGAACAACCAUGGCAGAAUUACUCCAUUAGAUAAUGAGGACAGCCUGAGUUUGAUCAAAACGGCAUCCAUGAUGGUGUUUGACAUUCCAGACCUGCUCACAGGAAGAGGAUGCUUGGGAUCUGUUGUGUUUUCAGAGUCCUUCCUGACAUCACAAAUACAGGUCAAAGAGAAAGAUGGCAGCAUCCAUCCAGACUCCAGGCACGUUAUCCUGACUGCAGCUAUCCCAAGAUUUGCUUCUUGGCUGGUUGAAGACAGUGAUGUGAAGCUGUCUGAAAAGGCACAGCAAGUAUUAAAGGAGGACAAAUCUUUCCUUGGCACUUUACUCACUGGAGGUGAUGGAGUUUAUAUCUGUUCCAGCAAUCCACAGGCCAUGCCUGCAGAAGGCAAACUGUAUUUCUUUUCUGAUGGAAUUCUGUUCUGUGAUCCCCACCAUGGCAGCAUUUCCAUUCCCAAGAGCCACAUGAGUUCCAUUUCUCUCUAUGAUGGGGAUUCCAACAGCAUUGUUGCUGCUCUCUUUAUAGACUUCAAAAGUUCCCUACUUCCUCAUCUCCCCAUUGAAUUCCACACCCAGAACAACUUUCUGAUGAUUGCACUUUUCCCCAAAAGAAAGAUUUAUAAAGCUUUCUAUUCCCAGGUUUUCUCUUCAUGGCAUAACCAGACAAACUCAGGAUUAUCUUUAAGGGUUGUCCCAGAAGAAUUCCUGUCUGAGGAACAAAAGAGGCUGCAUUCCAGUGUGCAGAAGCUCUUCAAUGCCUCUUUUGCUUCUGGGGAAAGAUGCAGGGAGCUGAAACUGUCUGCUGCCAUUCCAGGAUUGGAGAGGUUUGUGCAGCACUUCACAGUCAGCAGUGUCAGCACCAAGCCAGUGAUGAGGGCACAUCUUCCUGUCCUUCUCCAAGAGUCAGAAACCAUUUCUGACAGCAAAGCAGAAGGUGAUAAGGUGAUCAUCACCAUCCUCACUGGGCUGCCCGGGUGCCGUUCCAGCGAUCUCUGUUCCUUCCUUGUCACUUUUACCAAGGAGCAUGGGAGGUGGAUUGUGUAUCGGCAGACCAUGGACAGCCCGCAGUGCUUCAGUGCCUCCCACUUCCAGCGCUUCCUGGCCGGGCUCCUGGAGGCCCAGCAGAACCUUGGGGUCCAUCAACCCACCCUGAAGAGCUCUGGGAAGCCCUCUGGGAAGAACAACAGGCUCCUGGUGGUGCUGCAAGGGUACACUGAUGUUAUUGAUGUUGUGCAAGCUCUGCAGACUCACCCUGACCCAGAGGUGAAAUCUUCUUUCAUCAUUGGAACAAUCAACACCUGUGUGGAGCCUCUGAGCUGCUACAUGGAACACAGGCUUCUUUUCCCCAAGUUCUUGGACCAGUGUUCACAAGGACUGGUGAGUAAUGUGGUUUUCACAAGUCAUGCCACAGAGCAGAGGCACCCACUGCUGGUGCAGCUGCAGAGCCUGAUCAGAGCAGCAAAUCCUGGAGUUUCCUUCAUCCUGGCAGAAAAUGGGAUUGUAACAAGGAAUGAGGAUAUUGAACUAAUUCUCUCAGAAAGCAGUUUUUCAAGUCCUCAGAUGAUGAGAGCUCGAUAUUUAAUGUACCCUGGCUGGUAUGAGGGCAGGUAUGGGGCUGGGCCUGUGUUCCCUCCCAUGGUUCAGAUCUGUGUGUGGUUCAGCCGCCCUCUGGAGAAAACAAGAUUUGUCACCAAAUGCAAAGCAAUUAAGUCGUUGCUCAAGCCAAGUCCUUUUUCUGGAAACAUUUAUCACAUCAUGGGCAAAGUGAAGUUUUCAGAUGCUGAUAAAGUCAUUGAAGUGUGUCACAACACAGCAGCAAAUUCCCUCAGCCUGGUGCCUGUUCCAGAGGGGCCAACUCCUCCUGAUUCCAGAAAUGAUCCCAGAGACUGCAGCAGUCAACAGGAAUAUUUCCUUGUGUUCAUUGGCUGCUCCCUGAAGGAAGAGGAUAUCAAAGACUGGCUCAGAGAAACUGCAAAACAGAAACCUCAGAGGAAAGCCCUGAAAACCAGAGGAAUGUUAACCCUUCAGGAAAUCAAAAACAUCCAUGUGAAACGCCACUUGGAUCCACUCCCAGCUGGUUAUUUUUACAAUGGGACUCAAUUUGUGAAUUUUUUUGGUGACAAAAUGGAUUAUCAUCCAUUAAUGGACCAGUUCAUGAAUGAUUACUUGGAAGAAGCCAACAGGGAAAUUGAGAAGUACAACAGGGAGCUGGAGGAGCAGGAGUACCACGAUCUCUUUGAGCAGAAGAUUUAAGCACGUGGAUCCUGAGUGUUCCUGUCCUUGUGUCAGGAACCAAAAAUGCUCUUUUGUCCUUCUGGCUCACAAGAAAUCAAGUGAAAUGUUUGUUUUCAGCACUCCUUCCCAAACUAAGGGAUUUUUCCCCUGAGGUUGGCAUUUAACAUGGUAACUGCUUAGCUGUUUGUACUGUCAGGAUUGCUUCCACUUCACCUUAAUUCCAGACUGUCCAAAGCAUCACCUGGAAUCUCUGGCUUGUGGUGGAAACGUGGGAAAAAGAAGAAGAAGGAGGAGAAAAGAAGCAAAACUGGAUUUAUUUCCUAAAACAAGGUCAGAAUGUAAUUGUGGAAUUGGGCCCUGGUGCAGAUAUCAAACAAUCCCUGGGUGUCCCUUGGAAAUCGUUGCACAGGAGCAUUGAUGGUCAGGGGGGAGCUCAGGGUGUGGGAUUGGGGUUCCCAAAGCGAGAAAUGGGGGAACAGACUCGGAAGAGUCCCCAAUCCCAGAACUCUUUGGGUGUUCCUGAAGCAAAAAAUGGAGGAAUAAUUAAAAAAAGUAAGAGAGUCCCUAAUGCCACAGCUGCUGGGAUGUUCCCAAAGCGAGAAAUGGGGGAACAAGGGGAACAGCUCAGAAAAAUCCCUAAUCCCACAGCUCUUGGUGUGUUCCCAAAGCGAGAAAUGGGGGAACAAUGGGAAAAACUCAGAAUUGAGUCCCUAAUCAACAUCUGUUGGGAUGUUCCCAAAGCGACAAAUGGGGGAACAGUGGGGAAAACUCAGAACUAAUCCCUAAUCAGUCCCUAAUCAGCAACUGUUUGGGUGUUCUCAAAGUGAGAAAUGGGGGAACGCUUUCUCAGAGUCCCUAAUCCCACAGCUCUUGGUGUGUUCCCAAAGCGAGAAAUGGGGGAACAAUGGGAAAAACUCAGAAUUGAGUCCCUAAUUCCAGAGCUGUUGGUGUGUUCCCAAAGCAAGAAAUGGAAGAAUGAUUCAAAACUUGGAAUCCCUGAAUCUGCAGCUCUUGGGAUGUUCCCAAAGUGAGAAAUGAGGGAACAUUGGGAAGAACUCAGAAUUGAGUCCCUAAUCCCAGAGCUGUCAGAGCAUUCCCAAAGCGAGAAAUGGGGGAAUGGGAAAAGCUUGGAUGAGCACCUAAUCCCACAGUUGUUAGGAUGUUCCCAAAGUGACAGAUGGGGGAACAAUGGGAAAAACUCAGAAUUGAGUCCCUGAUCCCACAGCUCUUGGUGUGUUCCCAAAGUAAGAAAUGGGGGAGUAACAGUGGGGAUAACUCUGAAAAGCCCCUGAUCCCAGAGCUGUUGGUGUUGUUCCUAAAGCAAGAAAUGGGAGAAUGAUUCAAAACUUGGAAUCCCUGAAUCUGCAGCUCUUAGGACGUUCCCAAAGCGAGAAAUGGGGGAACAUUGGGAAAAACUCAGAAUUGAGUGCCUAAUCCCACAGUUUUCAGAGGAUUCCCAAAGCGAGAAAUGGGGGAACAAUGGGAAAAAUUCAGAAUUGAGUCCCUAAUGGCAGAGCUGUUUGUGUGUACCCAAAGCAAGAAAUAGGAGAAUGAUUAAAAAACUUAGAAUCCCUGAAUCUGCAGCUCUUAGGACGUUCCCAAAGCGAGAAAUGGGGGAACAUUGGGAAAAACUCAGAAUUGGAUCCCUAAUCCCACAGCUGUUGUUGUGUUCCCAAAGGGAGAAAUGGGGGAAUAGUGGGAAAAACUCAGAACUGAGUCCCUAAUCAGCAGUUAUUGCGGUGUUCCCAAAGCAAGAAAUGGGGGAACACUUUCUCAGAGUCCCUAAUCCCACAGCUCUUGGUGUGUUCCCAAAGGAAGAAAUGGGGGAGUAACAGUGGGGAUAACUCAAGAGCCCCUGAUCCCAGAGUUGUUGGUGUGUUCCCAAAACAAGAAAUUGUAGAAUGAUUAAAAAAUUUAGAAUCCCUGAAUCUGCAGUUGUUGGGAUGUUCCCAAAGCGAGAAAUGGGGGAACAUUGGGAAAAACUCAGAAUUGAGUCCCUAAUCCCAGAGCUGUCAGAGCAUUCCCAAAGCGAGAAAUGGGGGAACAAUGGGAAAAAUUCAGAAUUGAGUCCCUAAGGCCAGAGCUGUUUGUGUGUUCCCAAAGUGAGAAAUGGAGGAACACUUUCUCAGAGUCCUUAAUCCCAGAGCUGUCAGAGCAAUCCCAAAGGGAAAAUUGUGGGAACAGUGGGAACAACUCAAGAAAGUCCCUAAUCCCAGAGCUGUCAGGGUGUUCCCAGAGCAAAAAAUGGGGGAACAGUGGGGAAAACUCAGAACUGAGUCCCUAAUCCCACAGUUUCUGGGGCAUUCCCAAAGUGAAAAAUGUGGAAACAGUGGGAACAACUCAAUAAAGUCCCUAAUCCCAGAGCUGUCAGGGUGUUCCCAAAGCAAGAAAUGGGGGAACAAUGAGAAGAACUCAGAAAUGAGUCCCUGGUCCCAGAGCUUUCAGAGAGUUCCCAAAGUGAGAAAUAGGGGAACAAUGGGAAAAACUCAGUUGGGCACCCAAUCCCACAGCUCUUGGUGUGUUCCCAAAGCAAGAAAUGGGAGAAUGAUCAAAAAAUUUAGAAUCCCUGAAUCUGCAGCUCUUGGGAUGUUCCCAAAGCGAGAAAUGGGGGAACAAUGGGAAGAACUCAGAACUGAGUCCCUAAUCCCAGAGCUGUCAGGGCAAUCCCAAAGGAAAAUUGUGGAAACAGUGGGAAGAACUCAGUAAAGUCCCUAAUCCCAGAGCUGUUGGGGUGUUCCCAAAGCAAGAAAUGGGGGAACAGUGGGGAAAACUCAGAAUUGAGUCCCUGAUCCCACAGCUGUUGUUGUGCUCUCAAAGCGAGAAAUGGGGGAACACUUUCCAGAGUCCUCAAUCCCAGAGCUGUCAGGGCAAUCCCAAAGGGAAAAUUGUGGAAAUAGUGGGAAGAACUCAGUAAAGUCCCUAAUCCCAGAGCUGUCAGGGUGUUCCCAAAGAGAGGGAUGAGGGAACCCUCUCACCCCCACCUUUGCCAGGGCUCAGCCCAUCUCAAACCUCAGCACAGUUUGAGUCUGCACUCGAAAUUCUGACUUUAAAGAAAAGCUAUUUAUACAUUUCAGGGUGAAAUCAGUGGAGAAAUCUUUAAUUUCUUCCCAGUGCUCUCAUUGGGAUUCUUGAAAGUAUUUCCUGGCUGGCUGCAAUGUGCACCUUGCUUAGAUUAUCCCUGGAGGAUUCCUAUUGCAGUCCUAAAAAUGAGGCAAGGCAAGGCAAGGAGGACAUUCUUCAGCUGAAGAAUUCCUUUUCAUGAAGAUAAAUGAUUUCCAAAGGUAAAAAAUAGCAAAGGAUGUUACUUGAAAGAGGCAGGAACUUGUUUGUGGAGCUUCCAGAAGAGUUUGCACGCUGUAACAUUUCCCUGUGCUGGUGAGAAAUCAGCUUUUUAAAUACUUGCAACAGAAUUUUUAUAGUUCCUAAAUGAUAGAACAGGAAUGCUGGCAGCCUGUCCUGACUUAAUUCAGUAUCAUUUUAAAGGAGGCUUUAUAAAUCCCUGCCUGAAGGAUUCUAAAGUACCUUAGCAGCUACUUACAGGUAAUUAUUGGAGUUUAUUUGAAUAAGCAGAUUAUUGUAGCAUGCAUGUGUUCAGAAUUUAGGCGAGAGCAGCCCAGCAGGAAUUUUUUAUUUUCAUAUUCCUUUGCCUUAGGGACAGCUCAAUCUUUUACUGCAACUGCAGCUUUUCUUUCUGACCAGAUGUUUGUGAUACAGCAAGAAAUGGAAUGAAAAAUCUCUUGCAGGACACUUAAAAUAAUUCAAAUGUAUCUGCACAGCCUCAUCCUGAGGCAGGAAAAUAAGAUUUAACCCCUGCCAUCAAACUUGAGGCUAAAUUAGAGUUUAUACUUUGCUAAGAGAUGUAUUUUUUACCUUUGGAAUAUGAAAUAAGUGAAAUUUCAGUAACCUGAAGCACAUUUUAGAUGGUUUUGGUCUCCAUUGCUGGAUGCCUGUCCUGUGAGUGUUGCACAGUGCAGAGGUGGAAUUCCAGGUGCUGCAGGCUGGGAUAGAAAUAUUGAUAAGGUUUCAUUCCUUGCUUUCCUCCUAGAUUUAAAAAGCUGUCUGAAUUGAAGACUUUAGUAUUUUAUUUUUAUUUUUUUUGCACACCACGAGACUUUAUAUAAAAACUACUUGUAUCCUGUUAGAGGCCAGUAAAAGCCAGCAAUUAGUUUGUGUUUUUAGGCUUUCCUGGGGUAUUCCCUGGAUCACAAGUGUGGAGCAUCCUGAUAAAGCUCGUGAGUUUUAUCUAUGCAUGGCUAAAUUUUAGUCUUAAUAUCCUGUAGUGCCUGUAGAGCAAAGGUAGCUAGCAGUGGGUUUGGGGGGGCUGCCAGGGGUUUACAACUAAAUCCAGUUGGUUGCAUGAAAUGAAUUCACAGCCCAGAAUUUUUUAGGAAUCCCAAAAUUCUGGUGGUGGUGGGGCUGCAAUAAAAAGGGGCAUUAGGAAAUGGAGCUCCAAUUGGAAUUGUUUUGCCAAUGAACUCAGUGUAAACCCAGCUGUUCCAGUCCCAGUUCUCUCACCUGCAAAGCCAUAUUUUUAGAGUAGUGGGAUGUGAUGUGGGAAGAAAUUGCAGUGGUUGGGACAGCAGGCAUGUGCUGGAGGCUUUGUCUCAACUCCUGAGUGGAUACAGAGUAGAUUUAAGUGCAAUUGAUUGAAAAUAGAUGAAGAUGCUGUAGCUGAUUUUUGCUCUGCUGAACUCUUUUUAAGAACUCCAAUUUGUGCAGCUCUCAAAUCAAUAUGGAUAUGGGGCUUGAUCCAACUGGAAUUCCAAGCCCUGUGAACAAAAAUAAAAGGAAAUAAUUGGGUCGUGAGUGUGCAAAUUGAGAUGUUCCUUAAAAACUGGAGCAGGAGAGCUCGGAACAAAGGCCUAGAACCCUCCUGUGCUGUGCUGCAUGUGCUCUAUGGUCAUAGCUGUGUAUUACAAAGACCUUUCACCAGACUGGUACUGGCUCAAUUCAUGUAUUUUGGUAUUGAAAGAAAUUGAUUACCUCAAUUUUUAUCCUUUAUUUUUAAACUGUGACUUUCAACUGUUCAACCAGAACAAAAUAAAAAGAAAAAAAAGUAAAUAAAAAUACCGAAAUAGUGAAACUGUGACAAUGGUAUCCUUUAAAUGUAGUAGUGCCUUGCAGAUGACACCAUUUAUUCCCCAAAUAAAUGGAUGUCAGGGGUUGCACCACCCCUUUCUUUUUUUUUAAAGGAAAAUAACGGUUUUGGUGAAAGGACUUAAAAAAAUUUAAAUUUAACCUAGUGACAAAUAUUAGCACAAAUGGUUAAACUGUUUAAAAGAAAACUCUUUGAGGACUGAAAUGCCUGAUGCUGCUGCUGCUGUUGAAGAGCAGUUGCUGAUUUUUUGGGAGUCAAUUCUAACAAUCAGCAGUGCUUUUUGAAUUUAUUAUUUUCUUUUUUUUUAAGAAGAGUGUAACUUUUGUACUCUGGUCAGAGCUGUUUGUACUGUAUGGAAUCCCCAGCCCAGGGGAUUUGGUGUCCUCACUCCUUGGAAGUCAAGGUGAGGAUGAAACUCGAGGUUUGAACAAUUUUUUCUACUGUAUAAUUAAAAAAAAACCAACAAAAAAAAAGCACCAUUUCUAACCCACUGAUGUUUGGAUACAGCAAAAGUGCCAUUACACCUUUCCUUUUCUCUUUUAUUGUACUUGGAAAAAUUUGUGUCCAGGCAUUCCUGAGCUUGGGAAGUGCUGAAGAGUCCUCAAGGGGUUUCCACGCUUUGCUGACCUUUGUUAGCAGCUUGUGGUGGUGUUUUUUAAUUUCUCCUCACCGAGAAUGAGUGUGAUCAGAAGUUACUGAAGUUAUAGGAUUCAAAUGUGACAAACUUAGCAGGGGAACCUUUGCAACUUGAGCUGCUCUGCAAUCUGGGAGUAUAUUUGAAUUUGAAGCUGUGCAAUUUGGGAUUAAUCCAGUUUUACACUUUGCAAUUAACACACCGGAUUGCAGGGAGGGUUGCAUGUGAGGGUUCCCUAAUAAGUUGAAUUUUUUUUUUAAUUAUUGUUAUUUUUUAAUUGAAACUUGUCUGAAUUUGCACAGAUUUAAGCUCUGGAAUACUUUGGUAUUCUUGAAAAGGGAAAAAAAAAUUGUGACUAGUAUAGUGAAUUGUGAACUGUGAGUUGGUAGAACCACAAGGUUGAUCUAAUCUUAGGUUGUUAAAAAUGUACCUCAGAAAGCUCGUGAGAAAUUGCUUCAUUUUUACCCAACAGCCAGAUCCUGGUGUAACACUUCUCACUUUUCAAUGUGCCAAAAUUCACUUUUAUACUAGUUCUCAAUGCUUUAAUAUUUGCAAGUCUAAGUGAAAAACGUGUUAUUUACAAACACUACUGUAACUUCAGUUCAGCUGAAUGGUGUGAUUGAAGCUUUUUGCCUCUCGUAUUUAUUACACAACUUGAUUCAGUAAAUAUAAAAUUACCUUUCCAUUUAUUUUUGUAUUGUUUUACAUGUUUAUACCUGCAGUUUGUGUGACUUUUACACCUGUAACUCAGAUGUGAUGGAAAGAACCAAUAAACAGUAUCCAUCCAC
Molecule: messenger RNA, 10058 nt
Organism: Melospiza melodia melodia
Lineage: Eukaryota; Metazoa; Chordata; Aves; Passeriformes; Passerellidae
Gene: DNAAF9
Product: dynein axonemal assembly factor 9
Exons: 37
Coding region: 14-3556 (1180 amino acids)
Source: RefSeq, a predicted model, not a curated record